AUGGCUAAUAUUAGCUGCAGUCUACUUACAGCACUUAUAUUGCAACUUAAUGGUUUAGUAAUUACAUACAAACUAUUAGAAAGCAAACGAAAUAUUGCCCUUGGUGCUUAUUUAUGCACACGAAAAAAUAACUUACAACGUAAGAAGAAACUUGCUAGACAAAGACUUUUGAACAUAAAAUCUAGAAGUUUAUGGGUAGAAAAGGGGAGAACUGAUUUAUGGUGGCAAAAUAUGAUUGGACCAGAUGUCCCUGAAACUUGCUGGAAAAGAAAUUUCCGAAUGACAAAGGGAUGUUUUCUAGAGCUUGCUGCUAUUAUAGAUACUGUUGUAAGUCCUCAAUCUAACUGUCCAAAUUAUCGUUUUUUAACUACACACAAAAAACUAGCAAUAACCAUUUAUUAUUUAAAGGAUACUGGUUCCCUUUGGAUGACAGCCAAUGUUUUCGGCAUUCAUCAAUGUACUGUUUCAAAAACUGUAAAAGUUGUAUGUGAUGCCAUAAAUAAUAUCGUUGGUCCUAUAUAUUUACAUCUACCUAAAAAUAAAGAGGAUAUGACCAAAUUAGCUUCACAGUUUGAAGUAAAGUUCGGCAUGAUACAAGCAUUUGGAUGUAUUGAUGGCACUCAUGUCCAAAUUAAACGUCCUAUUAAAAACGGUCAAGACUACUUUUGUUAUAAGCAAUAUUUUUCAUUAAAUGUACAAGCGGUAUGCGAUAGCAAAGGAUAUUUUAUUGAUGUUGAAUGCAAAUGGCCAGGAUCUGUACAUGAUGCAAAGAUGUUUACAAAUUCCACUAUCAACAAAAAAUUAAUAAAAGGCACACUACCUCAAACAUUGUACAGUUUACCUAAUUACCAUUCAAUUCCUAACUAUUUGAUUGGAGACCCAACCUAUCCAUUAACAAACUUUUGCAUAAAAGAGUUUCAAAGUUGUUCAAAUAACGAAGAAGUCAUAUUUAACAGCAUGUUACGCUCUGCUAGGAACCAGAUUGAAUGUGCUUUUGGCAGAUUAAAAGCAAGGUGGGGAUUUUUAAGAAAAAUCAUUGAUAUAAAAAUAGAAACAAUUCCUAUUGUUAUUUAUACUUGUUUUGUUCUUCAUAACUUUUGUGAAAAAAACAAAACCUAUGACCUAAAUGAAGAGGAGGUUAAUCAGCAAAUUGAAAGACAUCGAAGUGAUGCAUUGAAAAGCCCAAACCUCCCUGACAGUAUUUACUCUGCUAAUAAUCCUGAAGAAAGUCCCUGGGCAACCUGUAAAAUAGAUUCUGACAUUCGCUCGAUUGAUGCUGAGAAUGUUUCAUUAGAAUGUCUUAUGGCUUCAGCGAUAUCUCUUUUAAAUUGA
This is a messenger RNA of Hydra vulgaris (swiftwater hydra), 1332 nucleotides long. RefSeq lists its product as uncharacterized. NCBI's taxonomy places the organism in Eukaryota, Metazoa, Cnidaria, Hydrozoa, Anthoathecata, Hydridae. The record is from RefSeq and is a predicted model, not a curated record.